Molecule: messenger RNA, 698 nt
Organism: Lindgomyces ingoldianus
Lineage: Eukaryota; Fungi; Ascomycota; Dothideomycetes; Pleosporales; Lindgomycetaceae
Exons: 1
Coding region: 178-534 (118 amino acids)
Source: RefSeq, a predicted model, not a curated record
CAAAGAUGAAGGUGUUUUGACACCAAAAGGGGGUAGAAGGAGGCCCUGGAGAUUCCCAAAAAGUGAGCGGAAACUGUGAUUGAGCAUCCAAAUGAGCGUUUUUCAACUCAAAGGUUCCAUAAGAGUGCAUUAAGGUGGAUAAAAUGCAGAAUUCGUGGUGACGGUGAAUGCAUCGCAAUGGAGCUUUUUCGUGGCCGAUUUCUGGAAGACAACCAAUCUGGCGGGCGCUCGGGCCGCCUGCGGGCCUUUUGGUUUUGCGCGACCACAACACCCCGACUCCAAAAGCUGCACCGCAUCGCCCACCCACCGCCGUUUCACCCCCCAAGUGUUCGUCUCAUUUCACCGAUAUUCGUGGAGGGGCGUCUGGGCAUUGUUUGUGCCGAGUACAGUCGUCCAGAUCACCUUCGGUCGCAUUCUGUGGCGCGUCACCCUCCUGAGCGCCUUCCACAACGGAGCCGCGACACCACAGCCCCGGGUCACCAAAAGCCCGCACCGCAUCACCCUGAGCCCAACUAUUGCGGUUGCGGAUGCUAAUGACACUCUAUCUGCUGCCGAUGCCAUCCUUGUGUUGAGGUCUGAUACGAAGCGGUGUAAGUUGCCCUGCGACACUGCGCCCGCACCCCCUAGACUAUUCACUGACGGCAUGCGUCCAUAGACCUGCAUUCGCGCUAGAAUUCUGUCCCGCCGCAUUCACUCUC